Messenger RNA from Rotaria sp. Silwood2, 822 nucleotides. Lineage: Eukaryota; Metazoa; Rotifera; Eurotatoria; Philodinida; Philodinidae. The record is from the annotation of a GenBank genome assembly.
AUGUCCCUUUUUGCGUUUAGACCAUUACUGAAUAUUUUACCGUGUCGAUUAUUUUCACAAGUAUGUAUACUACCCUAUGAAAUUGAUCGCUUUAAUGGUACUCGAGUUCGAAUUCAAGAUUGGCCAAAUGAUACAAAAAUCAUUAGAGAAACACUUUCUAAUUCACUUGAACAAUGGCAAAAAGAUAAACGUACAUCUGCUUGGCUUUGGAUUCCAAUUGAAAAAGCACAUGUUAUACCAAUUGCUGCUGAAUUAGGAUUUACUUAUCACAAUGCCGAAGAAAGAACUGCUGUAUUAAAUAAAUGGUUAUUACCAAUAAAAUCUAUGAUACCACGUUUUGCUACGCAUCAAGUUGGAGUAGGUGGAGCUGUUCUUCAUAAUAAAACAAAUGAAUUACUUAUUGUUAAAGAACGUAUUAGAAAUCGAGAAAUUUGGAAGUUACCGGGAGCUGAUGGUGCGAUACGUGAAGUACUUGAAGAAACUGGUAUUCAUGCGAAAUUUGAAUCAAUUAUUGGAUUUCGUCAAGCACAUCGAUAUCCUGGUGGUCAUGGUCGUUCGGAUAUAUAUUUUAUAUGUCGUUUAUCGGCUGUAACAGAUACAAUAAAUUUUGAUAAAAAUGAAGUACUUGAUUGUAAAUGGAUAAAACUUGAUGAUGCAAUUAAAGAUGAAAAUCCUAUAUUACGGCGUACUGCUAAACAAUUAUUAUUUGGUCUUAAUAAUGGUUUUGAACAAUCGAUUGAUUUUAAAAUAGAACGAAUUCCAUCCAUUGUUACAGGAAUAACUUUUGACUUUUUUACACGCUCAAUAAAUUCAAAUAAAUAA